This is a messenger RNA of Gloeophyllum trabeum ATCC 11539, 912 nucleotides long. Its product is annotated as COX5B-domain-containing protein. The record is from RefSeq and is a predicted model, not a curated record. The transcript is spliced from 3 exons. Lineage: Eukaryota; Fungi; Basidiomycota; Agaricomycetes; Gloeophyllales; Gloeophyllaceae. The coding region runs from base 39 to 515 and encodes 158 amino acids. Gene Ontology annotation, biological process: mitochondrial electron transport, cytochrome c to oxygen. Gene Ontology annotation, cellular component: mitochondrial envelope.
GACGCAACGUCCCAAACCAUCGUCCACCUUCGUAAACCAUGUUCAGGACAGCUCUCCGCUCGGUGCGCCCGGCGUCGCGCUCGCUGCAGGUGGCCAGCGCCUCCAAGACACCUUUCCGCGGCUUGUCCGUCACUGCGCGUCGUCUCUCAGCAGACCACGCUGCCACUCCCGAACUGUACGGCCCUGGUAUCAAGCCCGGUGAAGUGCCCACGGAUGAAGCUCAGGCAACCGGUCUCGAGCGUUACCAGCUUUUAGCGGAGAUGGAGGGCGUAGAGGCGUUUGACAUGGAACCUCUGGACUCUAGCCGUAUUGGCACCCUGGCGGACCCGAUCCGCGUUUUCUCUCUGGAUACCGAGCGUAUUGUUGGAUGCACUGGUUCACCAGCUGACUCGCAUGAUGUCCUCUGGUUCACCGUUAAAAAGGACGGAAUCGCCCGUUGCGCAGAAUGCGGCUCAGUCUAUGCUCUUGAUCACCAGGGCGACGCUUCUGCCGCUGCCGCCGACCACCACCAUUAAAGAGGGCUCUGAUUCGCAGUGUCAAAGGCAUGGCGGCAAUAGAGAAGAUGGGUUUUGUCAGUGUUUCGCAUGCCAUCACACGGACAUUCGUACAAUACUCCCCACCGUCUGUUGCGACUUAUAUACACUGGCUGGCCCGCAGAAUCCCAUUGCACCUAAUGGAACGUACCUUGCAAGGAAUGCCUGCGUCGCAGUGCGACUUGGUUGUCUCCACGGCUUGCGCAGCGAGUGCAAGGCAAGAGUCAGGGUGUGGCGUUCUGCCUUUGUGGUUCUGUCGCUCUAGUUAUGGCCUUUCAUCUACCAUACUAUAUAUAUGGCGGGAUCGGCGCGGUACAUCGUCGCCGAAAGUGCGGGCUUUUGGCUGCCUAUGGUCGAGAACGUUGAGAUUCCUGUUCUG